AAUUUGCAUACCAUGUUUGCAUAUAUAAUAUUUACAAAACUUUGUAAGGUUCUGUUGUACUUGCUACACUAAGGAAACUCCAACAGCACCAUUUUUGAGUCUCACAACAAAUCCACCUUUUUUCCCAUUACAUUCACAUCUCUAUAUAAACUACCAAUCUUGUUCUCAUUUGCAUACUCAAUCAAGAACAAAACAUCUCAAUCCAAACCCAACAAGCAAAAGAAAGGAAAAAAGAGAAGCAAAAUGUCCAAAAUGUUCAUCAAAUUUGCAAUCCUACUGGUACUUGUAUCCGUCAACUUUGCACCCUUUGUAGCUGCAAUUGAUCAUGUAACACCAGAAGAACCAAUUCUUGAAUUGUACAUGCACGAUAUUCUUGGAGGAAGUAAUCCAACAGCUCGGCCAAUAACUGGCUUACUAGGCAACAUUUAUAGUGGACAAAUUCCAUUUGCCGUACCACUUGGUUUUCAACCUCCAGAAGAUGGUAUUGCAAUUCCUAAUGCUAAUGGUGCAAUGCCAACAUUCAACAUCAAUGGUGUUCCACUAGGGACAGGGCUAGCAGGCACAACAUUUGCUGGUGGAAAUAACAACAACAAUAAUGGACAGACUGUGAACACACAAUUAGGUCCUGAUGGCUUAGGACUCAGUUUCGGAACAAUCACGGUCAUCGAUGACUACCUGACUUCGUCCCCUGCAUUAGGUACACAAAAUCUUGGAAAAGCACAAGGAGUAUAUGUUGCAAGUUCAGCAGAUGGAAGUACUCAAAUGAUGGCAUUUACAGCUAUGUUUGAAGGAGGGGAAUAUGGUGACAGUCUUAACUUUUUUGGAGUUUUUAGAAUUGGAAGCACAAUGUCAAGGAUUUCAGUAACUGGAGGAACUGGUAAAUUUAAAAAUGCAUGUGGAUUUGCUGAAAUUCGUUCACUAAUACCAGCUGGUCAACAUGUUACUGAUGGUGCAGAGACAUUGUUGAGGAUCACUGUUCAUCUUACUUACUGAAUGUUUGUUUUAAUUAUGUUUGUUAUAUCACUAAAAAAGAACGUAAAAGAUUGUGGAUUGUUUUCGUGUGAUGAUUAUAAAUAUCAGCUCUGAUUUGUGUUA
This is a messenger RNA of Lycium ferocissimum, 1095 nucleotides long. Its product is annotated as dirigent protein 16-like. The transcript has 2 exons. Bases 244 to 993 code for a protein of 249 amino acids. The record is from RefSeq and is a predicted model, not a curated record. NCBI's taxonomy places the organism in Eukaryota, Viridiplantae, Streptophyta, Magnoliopsida, Solanales, Solanaceae.